Cavia porcellus (domestic guinea pig) is the source of this 3191-nucleotide messenger RNA. It is a transcript of the gene Cd300a, whose product is annotated as CD300a molecule. Bases 270 to 1199 code for a protein of 309 amino acids. The record is from RefSeq and is a predicted model, not a curated record. Gene Ontology annotation, cellular component: plasma membrane. Gene Ontology annotation, molecular function: transmembrane signaling receptor activity. Lineage: Eukaryota; Metazoa; Chordata; Mammalia; Rodentia; Caviidae. The transcript is spliced from 7 exons.
CCUACAAGGAAAGCCACAGGACCUGCUUGUUUAACUGGGGUUCACAGGCCGGCACCCAUGGAGCUCCUGGGUGUCUCAACUAAUACUUGCAGCUGGGUUCCUCGGUUUCCUCUGUCUCAACCCCAGCCCCAGGAACAGAACCAAAAGAAGCUGAACAAGGGAACAACAAGGCCUGAAGAAAGCAGAAGUAGAGAAAGCACUGAUCUUCCCCUGGCUGGGCUGCAGCCUGGGACCCAGUUCUGCUGGCUGCAGGUCCCUAGGUGGGCAGGAUGUCCCCCGGCCAGGGGCUACCUUGGGCUCUGCUGCUUCUCUGGCUCCCAGGCUGUCUUCUGAGCGGCUCCCUCACUGUGAACGGCACUGUGGGGGGAUCCCUGAGCGUGCAGUGCCAGUAUGAGGAGCGAUACGAGAAACUUGGCAAGUACUGGUGCAGAGACUCAGUUCUGCUAUGUGAUAAGAUUGUGGAGACUACAGCUUCAAGCAGAGAAGCAAGGAAGGGCCGAGUGACCAUCAGGGACCAUCCAGCCAACCUCAGCUUCACGGUGACCUUGGAGAACCUCACGCUGCAGGAUGCAGACUCCUACUGGUGUGGGAUUAAUGUACCAUGGCAACAGGAUCCGGACUUCAAGGUUAAGGUGUCUGUGCUCCCAGCACCAACUUCAGAGAAACCCCCAAGUGUCCCUGUAGCCAGGACCUCAACAACCACAACCGAAGUCCCAGCUUCGUUUUUUACCAGCCUUGCGGGUGGCACUCACACCUUCAGCAGCCAGGAGAACCAGCAACAUGUCCAGGACUCUUGGCUCUCUGUGCUGCUCUUCUUACUGGGGGUUUUGCUGCUUCUGUUGGUGGGGCUCUCCCUGCUGGCCUGGAGAAUAUUCCAGAAGCGAGUUAAAGGUGGUGAACAUUCAGGGCGAGCCCGGAACCCCAGGAAGGCCGUUGAGCGGUGUGAGCUUUCCUACGCGAGCCUGCAGCUGCCCACGUGGUCCCUGAAGGAAGAGCCGGAGAUGCCGAGGCAGGUGGAGGUGGAGUACAGCACAGUGGCAUUCGCCCGGGAAGAUCUUCACUACAGCUCAGUGGUAUUCGAUUCACAGAUGCAAGACUCUAAUGCCGAUGGGGAUUUCUCCCAGAGACCCAAAGAGGAAACAGAGUACAGCGAAGUCAGGAAGCCAAAGAACCGCCUUCUUAGCUCUUGUCCCCCUUAGCCUGCGCUCUCCAUGGGGACCGACAGACAGCUGAGCUCCCAGCGAGCCGUCCCUCCCCUGCCCCAGCCCAGCCAGCUUCACUGAGGACAAGCAGGCCGCGGCUCUGCUGCACAGGGGGAAGCCUGCCCCACAGCCUCUUCCCUCCGCCCUGCUGCUUCUCCCCCAUGUGUAUGGAGGGUGCCAUGGGACUCCAGAAGAUGGUUCGACUCACACGGAGAGCCCGCAGGUAGCUUUGUAAACCACAGCCCCGUGGAAACACCCUCAUUGCUGGGCAAGGAGAGAGAGCCCGCAGGUAGCUUUGUAAACCACAGCCCCGUGGAAACACCCUCAUUGCUGGGCAAGGAGAGCUAAGGGACAGCAAAGGACAGGGACUUGUCCCUGUGCGAGGGUCACGGGGACAAUCAUCUCACAGAUAAGGACGCUGAGGCUCACAGGAGAAGAGGCUGGCCCUUGAUUUCAGAAUUAGUGGCGACUUCCUCUGGACUCUUAGGGUUAUGUUUAGAAUGUGAGCAUAAAUAAAAUUUAAACUAUCUUCUUACAUCAGACACACGCAUGCAUCCUGCUUUGUUUCUCUGGUUGUGAGAAACCAAAAGUGAACAUAAGGAUCAAAAUGUAUUUUGAAAUAGGAGGAAAAUGUUCAAAUGGGGAGGGGAACAAAAGAGAGGGGAGUUGGAAAGAAAAGAAGGGGAGAGUUUUUUCAAAAAAUGAGAAAAGAAGGAAAAUAUAGAGUCUUUAUAAACAGGGAGGGGAGGAGGGGUUGAAGAAAGGUAGGAAAAUGGGGGGCCACGCACAGGUACAAAUUCCCUUGAUGAAUGUGGUCGUUACAUACGACUAAGAUGUACCAAUAAAAUCUAACAUUAAAAAAAAGAAAUGAAGUAAACUAUCUUCUUAAAGGAGAAGAAAAAAGUGAUGGAAAUGAUGCCUGCUGUGUGUGCCCCGUAUUAAAGGGGGCGCCUGGCUCUGAUGCCAGGGGAGCACAGAGAGGCCUUUUGUUUGUUCGAGAUGGGGGUCUCACUGUGUAGUCCAGGCUGACCUUGAACUCACUAUGUAGCCCACGCUGGUCUUGAACUCAUGGUGAUCCUUCUGCCUCAGCCUCCCAAGUGCUGGGACCACAGGUGUGCAUCACCACACCUGGCUCACAGAGGAGCUUUGAGAUACAAGGACUUGGGGACAUCCCUCAAAUUGUCACUGGGUGGGAGAGUGGUAAAUUAAAAACUGGUGUUCAAUUUAUCACCCAGCUGAGCUGGAUGGGUGUGGUGCAGGGUGUGGAGGGUCCGCCUGAGGACUGCUGCCAGCAUGAAAUGAAGACCUGGAGAGGGAAAAGUGCUGGUGUUCGGUGCUGCCAGGUUCUCCUGGAGGAGCUUGUCAAACUCCUUUCCUGAUGUGAGCUUGGCUGUUCUCAUCAUCGGAGGAGCUCGGAACCUUGUUGUCCCUAAGAGUGGUGGCAGUUCAUUUUGGGAGCUCUGGUCCUUACUUUGAGCAUCGCUUCCUGGCUCCAGAGGGGAAGAUGCUGUGCUGCUCAGUCUCCUGGAGUUGCUUGUCAUGCUGGCUUCCUGAUAUGAACUCGGCUGUUCUCAUCAUCAGAGAAGGUCGGGUCUUCAUUGUCUCUGAGGAUGGCUUUCAGGGGAGCCCCGGCUCUUAUUCUGAGUGUUGCUUCCUGGGUCCAAUGCAGAUCCCUCAGUCUACUGGCACAGAUCCUUCAUCCCACUGACACAGACUUUCUAACUUCCGCCACUGACCUUUGGGCCUUCCCUGUACAGAUCUGUGCAACAGACUUGCGUAACUAUUUUUGUUGUGGGCUGUAGGCCUCCAGUUGGACUUGUGAGAGGCAUUGUCAUGGGUGCUCGGUCUUCAGCCGGACUCAUGCAGGACGUUGCCAUGGGAUGCAGGCCCUCAGCUGAAUUCUUUGAGUCUUAGUGUGUGGACAGAUUUCCUGGACUCUUUCUUUUGUAUUUGACUCUCGAUGAUCAUAAAAUAAUACUAUAAAUUGUG